Messenger RNA from Lactuca sativa (garden lettuce), 856 nucleotides. RefSeq lists its product as uncharacterized. NCBI's taxonomy places the organism in Eukaryota, Viridiplantae, Streptophyta, Magnoliopsida, Asterales, Asteraceae. The record is from RefSeq and is a predicted model, not a curated record.
CACAGCCGAGACUUUAAACUCGCCACCUAUAAUAUAAACCCACCCAUCCAUCGAUCUUUCCCACACUCACACUUAUCCGAUCACCCCACACCUAUCCAAUCAUCUAUCUGUACAUUUUCUUCUUUAUUGCAAUUUCUGUUCAAAACCAAAUUCAAAAAAUGAGGGGCAAGGCUAUCACCCAGAAGAACUUGAUCAUCAGGAUUAUCACAACACCUUAUAGGGCCAUAUGCAAAGCCAAAGAUUUUUACAUCCGCAGCAUCACUGAUUGCGCCAACCACAACACUUACGCCAUGACCCACGGAAACCCCUUACCAAGGAGUACCAGCACCAGUUCCUUUGGCUCCGACGCUGCAACCGAUGAUCUCAGGGAGCUCAUCCGGGCCAACUCCACCACCAGUAUGGCAGAUCUCAACAUAAGCAGGGCGGACCUCGAGUUGUACAUAAAAAUGAUGAAGCAGUCGUCGCCGGCGAUGGCGAUGGGAUCCCGGAAGGUGCCCAGGAGUGUCAGUGUUGGGAUGGGUAGGAUCGAUGAAGAUGGCCCGGUUUCUAGCUUUCCCGACAAUGAUGAUCUGGGUAGAAAGGUCAAGAGUGACCAUAUGAUGUUUCCCAGGAGCAAAUCUCAUGCCGUCACAAGUAGCACUAAGAUCAAUAGAUUUUCUUGAGUUUUUAAAGAAUUCCUAGUUCUUCUUCUCUCUCUAGAUCUCGAUUGUAAAACAUGAUCCAUUUAAUUUUUUAUUUGAUGCAAAUCGUAUGUUAUUGUUGAUGGUAACACAAACAACUUAUGUGUUAUUUGUUUAUUUUAAGCAGAAAAUUUAAAAAGUUUGUGCAAAGAAAGGGUGGACCAACAUUUGAAGUU